AUGGAUAUAUUAUUGGCAUUAAAGACAAAUAUACUAUCAGUUGUAAUGGCUGUCUUGGUGCUGUUAUUGCUUUGGAAGAGUCGAGGAAGGCAGAGGAGUUUCGGACGUCUGCCUCCAGGACCCACUCCUAGACCACUGCUGGGAAAUAUCUUUCAAUUUGAUAUAAAGGAACCAUACAAGUAUUACCUAGAGCUCAGUAAGAAGUAUGGCUCUGUUGUUACCUUCUGGUUGGCAAACACUCCUGUGGUGAUUAUUUCUGGAUAUCAAGCGCUAAAGGAUACCAUGAUUGGUCUAGGUGAAGAAUUCAGUGGCAGGGCCUCUUAUCCCCUGAUUAUGAGGUCCACUCUUGGAUACGGUGUGCUGUCCACUAGCGGACACCGAUGGAAGGAGAUGCGCAGGUUCUCUCUUAUGACACUGAAGAACUUUGGAAUGGGCCGCAGGAGCAUUGAGGACAAAGUCAGGGAGGAGGCUCACAAUAUUGUGAAAAUGUUUAAAAAAUGUGAAGGCUCAACAUUCAACCCAGCAGACAUGCUGUCCAAUGCGGUGGCCAAUGUGAUCUGCAGCAUUGUUUUUGGCCAUAGGUUUGAAUAUGAUGAUCCACAGUUUAAGUUUCUCCUUCAGACAGUAAAUUCUUACUUUUUUAUCCUGAACAGCCCUCUUGGACAGAUCUACAAUGUGUUCCCUUGGCUAGUCAGUCUCUUCCCUGGGAAACACCAUAAAUUGUUUAAAGACCUUGAAGAGGCCAGAGAAUACUGUAAACGUCAGGCAAAUGCACGAAUGAAUAACGUGGAUCCGUCAUGCCCACAGGACUUUAUUGAGUCAUUUUUGUUAAAGAUGGAGGAGGAGAAAGACAAGCCUGACACAGAAUAUUAUUUAGAAAACCUUAUAUCACUGAUAUGGAACAUGUUCAGUGCCGGCACAGAAACAACCUCAUCCACACUCAGACAUGCUCUACUUAUGAUGAUGAAGCACCCAGAUAUCCAAGAGCGCGUUCAACGUGAACUUGAUGAGGUUGUAGGACAGGAAAGUUGGCCCUCCAUAGAAGACAGACAGAAGAUGCCGUACACAGAUGCUGUAAUCCAUGAGGUUCAGCGCAGCAUGGACCUCGCCCCCAUUGCUGUACCACACAAGAUGAUGUGUGACACCGAAUUCAAUGGCUAUGUCAUUCCUGAGGGAACCAUGGUUUUUCCACUGCUAUCCUCUGUGCUGACUGACCCAAAACUGUGGAAGAACCCACAUUGCUUCGACCCAGAAAACUUCCUGGAUGUAGACAGAAGAUUCAAGAAGAAUGAUGCAUUUGUUGUAUUCGGCAUGGGGAAGCGUGCAUGUCCUGGUGAGGCUCUGGCCCGGAUAGAACUCUUCCUUUUUUUCACUUCCCUCCUCCAACACUUCACCUUCAAAGCCACAGUGCCACCCGAGCAGCUCGACACAACCCCAACCAACUGCAGCUUCGGCCGACUGCCCCGCACAUACGAGUGCUAUGCCAUUCCCAGGGCAUAGAAUGCGCAAAAGAGUUCACAACGUUUACAUGCAAUGAUUAAUCAAUAGUAAAGCUGUGUUCUUGAAGG
Myxocyprinus asiaticus (Chinese sucker) is the source of this 1568-nucleotide messenger RNA. RefSeq names its product cytochrome P450 2M1-like. NCBI's taxonomy places the organism in Eukaryota, Metazoa, Chordata, Actinopteri, Cypriniformes, Catostomidae. Bases 1 to 1500 code for a protein of 499 amino acids. Gene Ontology annotation, biological process: xenobiotic metabolic process. Gene Ontology annotation, cellular component: cytoplasm; intracellular membrane-bounded organelle. The transcript is spliced from 9 exons. Gene Ontology annotation, molecular function: iron ion binding; heme binding; oxidoreductase activity, acting on paired donors, with incorporation or reduction of molecular oxygen, reduced flavin or flavoprotein as one donor, and incorporation of one atom of oxygen. The record is from RefSeq and is a predicted model, not a curated record.